Molecule: messenger RNA, 1610 nt
Organism: Beta vulgaris subsp. vulgaris (sugar beet)
Lineage: Eukaryota; Viridiplantae; Streptophyta; Magnoliopsida; Caryophyllales; Amaranthaceae
Product: probable carboxylesterase 17
Exons: 1
Coding region: 484-1434 (316 amino acids)
Molecular function (GO): hydrolase activity
Source: RefSeq, a predicted model, not a curated record
UUGAAAAUUCGAGAUCUAUAUACAUCUUCGGCGGUUGUUUAUCACUCAAGGCGCCUGUAGCUCAGUGGAUAGAGCGUCUGUUUCCUAAGCAGAAGGUCGUAGGUUCGACCCCUACCUGGCGCGGUUAUUACUCCCUUUAUUUUGUUUAGUUGUAAUUUUUGUACCUGUUAUCCUACUCCCCCCUUACUUCCUUUCUACCUUGCAAACUAAUUUCAUCCUAAUGAGUUACUCACAACUCCUGUGCUUUUCUACCUAUAUUUAUCAUAUUCUCUCACAUCUAUAAUUGCACCUAUCUUUGAGUGAUUAUUAUUAUCAUCUACUAUCUAACUAAUUCACUUAUAAGAAUACAUCUUUGAGACUUAACACCUUCUCCUAUCUUUACAUGAUCAACUUCAACCCUUAACUUGAUUCCUUUUCCUCGAGUAUAAAUAAUCCGAGCCAAUAGAGAAACAAAUUAACAAAUCUACAAUUGUGAGUCGAACAAUGUCUCUUAUUGCUGAAGCACCAGAUUUCCUCCAAGUAUUCUCAGAUGGAUCUGUUAAACGUUUUGCUCCUGAAAUUGCCUUAGCCUCACCCGAAUCAUUAGAAAGCUACAAGUCAAAAGACAUAGUCAUUGAACCAUCCAAAUCAAUAACCGGAAGAAUCUUCCUUCCUAACACACCAACAAUAAAUACUUCUAGUCAUAAACUUCCUGUGGUGGUUUAUUUCCAUGGGGGUGGAUUUUGUAUUGGCUCUACAACAUGGCUUAACUACCAUGUGUUUUUAGGAGACUUUGCUUCGUCUGCAGAAGCUAUUGUUUUGUCUAUUGACUAUCGACUUGCUCCUGAGAAUCGACUCCCAAUAGCUUACUCCGAUGGUUGUAGUUCCCUCGAGUGGCUUAUAAGGAGCUGCUACACUGAACCAUGGCUUGAACGAGCUGACCUUACGCGUGUUUUUCUUUCAGGGGAUAGCGCGGGAGGGAAUAUUGCUCAUAAUGUUGCCAUGAUAGCUCAUGAGAAUGAAGAUCAUGACUUCAAAAGCAUUCAAAUUAAAGGGAUCUUAUUGAUUCACCCUUUCUUUGGUAGUGAGGAGAGGACUCCUCAAGAAUUGGUAAAUGAGAGUGGUAUAGAAGUCCAAAUGAAUGAUAUGUUUUGGAAGUUAAGUAUUCCUCAAGGAUCAAAUCGUGAUUAUUUUGGGUGUAAUUUUGAGAAGGUUAGUUUUGAUGAAUGGAGCUUAUUUCCAAGGGUGUUGGUUCAUGUGGCUGGACUAGAUUUUUUAAAGGAAAGAGGAGUAAUGUAUGUUGAAUAUCUUAAGAGAAAAGGGGUUAAAGAUGUGAGUUUGAUUGAAGCUAAAGAUGAAGGUCAUAUAUAUCAUGUUUAUCAUCCUAAAUCAGAAUCCACAACUUUACUUCGACUUCAAAUGGCUGAGUUUAUCAACAUUUUUAGCAACUUGUGAUAGUAAUUUUUGGCAAUCUAUGCCAAAGUCUUACAAUGCCAUAAUAAAUUGCAAUUGUUAUUGUAGGCCAAUAUGAUGAUCUUCUCCACAAAUAACUUAAGGGCUGUAGCUUUUAAUGGAUCGAAUAAGUAUAGUGUGGAGUAAGCAUGUUGUAUUUUUAGUCAAGAAGUGUAAGU